Aplysia californica (California sea hare) is the source of this 4678-nucleotide messenger RNA. RefSeq lists its product as uncharacterized. Lineage: Eukaryota; Metazoa; Mollusca; Gastropoda; Aplysiida; Aplysiidae. Gene Ontology annotation, cellular component: membrane. The coding region runs from base 48 to 722 and encodes 224 amino acids. The record is from RefSeq and is a predicted model, not a curated record. The transcript is spliced from 3 exons.
GUAAGUGUCCCCAACGAUAAACAAAGCUAGCUCUGUCAACUUUCAAAAUGGCAGGCACACCAAGGGUUACAUGCUGGAGUAUCAGUGGGGCAAUUUUGAUCGCUUUUUCCACUGUAUUCGUUAUAUUUGCUUCGGCAUUUCCCUACUGGCAAGAGAGAGAACUGACGAGAGAAGCUGGUUUCCCGCAUGUGGGUUUGUGGGAGAUUUGCUUCAGGGAAGACGGGGAGCCUGCUCCUCCAUGGGCGAAUGAUGCCCUGACCAAGCGAUACUAUGGGUGCAACUACGUUUUUGACAGGGAGCUCCGAACUAUUCUUCACUGGAUAUACCCAGGUUGGUUCAUCGGGGUGACAUUUCUGGUGACAUUGGGUCUCCUCCUGCAGCCUGUGGCCUUCAUCAUCGACAUUCUCUUCUUUGUACGAGUGUGCAGCGCUCACCUUGAGCACGUUCUCGUGGGGGUCGCGUUUUUGCUGACCACAAUCAAUGGUUUCACCACAGCCAUUGCUAUAAUCAUCUUUGGCAUCAAGUCCGACACGGAUCAAUAUUGGAUACCGGAUCCGAAGUCCAGCCACCUUUCAUACUCAUUUGCCGUGUGUGCCUUCGUUCCAGUACUGUCUUGGCUGGCUGGAAUGUGUCAUGGUGUGGAAUUCUUGAGACUCAAAUCAAUCAGAGAUCGUAAUGCACGGGCAAAGGUCUAUGCAAGAGGGGAAUUUGGCAGAUAUUGAAAAUCUUUUUCGUUUGCAAAGUGUUGUGAGAGAAGAUGUGCUGCAAUUUGUAUUGUUGCUCAAUACAGGUUAAUAAUUAAUUUAUAUGCCUCAAGUGUUGUGCAUAAAUAAAUAUGAGAGUGAACUUACUUGUGUUUUCAACUGACAGUACAAGAGGGUAGCUUGAAGUAGACCCUACUGAAUAGGCUAAAAGCACCCCCAUGGAAGUGUGCAAAAUUUAAGUGGUGUCACAUAACCCAUUUUUUGCACAACAUGGACCAGCUGCUAGGGUGUAGUGGUUUUGUGCCUAGCUGUCACACACAGAAGACAUAUGUUCCAUUCCAGUGUGGGGAGAAUUGUUAUUGAGUAUGGUAGUUCAUAUGUCUGUUUUUCGUUUGAAAAACUGUAUCCGUCUCAGCCGGGGUGGCCAGAGAGGCAUGGUUUAAGCUGGCCUACUAUUACUGAAUGAUCUAAAUUGUGUUAAUGAAGGCAAAAAAAACAUGCCUCCAUUAAAAAAGAAAAAAAUCCCACAUCAUAGUACAGUCAAGUUGUUAGAAUUUUUAAAACAUUCAAGCUAAAGGGUUUAAAAAUAUGGCAAAUAAAGUGUUGGUGCUAAAUUGUGAAGUGUUGAUUUUAAAGUUCACAUAAAGUGUAUAAAGAAUGGCCAGCUGCUAGCGAUAUAUUAAUCCUGUUGAUUGGGCCUAAAACAACUGCAUAUUUUUUUUUACGAAAAAACUUUGAGAACGUGUUACCGCUUGUCUUUGGGUAACUCACCUAUCCCUCAACAGGCUGACACAUUGUUGUUUAUGUUGUUUUAAAGUUUAGGGGCUUGUGGGUAUCUCGGAGAAAACACAGCUCAAAUUCUUAAUCUUGAGUCAGGAGGGGUUUUUUUUUUUUUUUUUGGAUUCGUUUUUGUUUCUUUUUUUUCAUAGAGCUGAUGCUCUUUUUUAGAGGUUUCUACCGAUCUGUUAUAAUGGAAGUGCAGCUGAAACUGUUGAAGAUGGCCUCCCAUUUUGUCUAGGAGAAAAAUGGCUGUCUUUCACAGUGCCAUUACAAUAAUUAUUUUUUUACCCAAAGGGGGGGGAGGGGGUUGUUUGAACAGAUGAUUGUCUCAUACAGAUGGAUGUUUGGGCAGGUUUGACUAUUGUAUGAACUUACUUACUACCCAUUAUGCCAUCUGGUGUUUAGGGCAGCAACAAAGGAUCUCCAGCUCUGUCUGUUUUGGGCCAUCUUGGUCAGCGUACCCCACGAAUGAUUCCAGGAUUUCAUUUCAGACUCUACUGUGCGUCUCCAAGUCACUUUUACUGUAUGAAGCAGGAUGUAAACUGUAUUAUGUAAGAAGGUUGUUGUUCAGGUUCGGUGUGGUUCAAUUAUUUAUAGAUAUUUUGUUAUCGGUUGAAAAUAUUUGUUACCUUUACAUUUCAGAGAUUUUUUUUUUGGGUGUACUUCAGAGGACUUGUUCAUAUUUGUGAUAAUAUCUGUAUAUGACACUCUCUUCCGCCACUUGAUGUAAAAAUGAGAGAGAGAGAGGGAAGGACGGAGGAGGAUGAGCGAGAAUGAAAAGAAAAUAUGCAAAGUUGACAUGAAAAAAAGAAAGAGAGAGAUUUUGUUUAUAUUUGUACAUACUUGUUUGACUAAAAGUGAAGAAGCAGGCAUGAGGGAGAGGACAGAUUAAAGAAGCAUGUUUGUAUCUGCUGAAAUGACGUAUGGAGAAAAUUCAGUUAUAUAAUGAAUGAAAGCAUUCCAUACCUACCCAACACUUACACCGGUGUAUGUAGUGUAACUGAUAGGCCUUUCGCCAUCCCACUCAAGAGACAUGAGCUUGAGUCCCAUGUGGAGAGAAUUUGUAUUGAGCAUCUCUGUCUUCCUGCUAAGAUGUUGUAUCCCCUGUAGCUUGUGUUGGGGCCCUGAGAGGCAGAGUUGAAACCUGCCUAGAUAAGUCAUACUAAAUGAACUAAAUUGUGUCAAUGGGGACAUAAAACAUCCACAAUUUUAUUGAAAUUCGAAAAGCUUAGCAAAAACAACUACACUGUGUACAGCUGAAGGGUUUACACGAGGACACAAAGACAAGACUAGCUUAUACCUUCUCUGAAACAGUACUUGACUGCUAUUAGGGUUGUAUUAUGAUGUGCUUUAUAUAACAAAGCAGUUUUUGAUUAAAAUUAAAGACUAUUCUGAGCAAUUCCAUAGAUCUUUAUCAAAAUUAUUGAUAUAUUCUCGAUUAAUUUAAUGUUUUCACUCUGCAGAGAAAGCAUGUUGAUCAUUAUUGAAAUUUAUCUUUUUAUUGAAUAAUUGUUUCAGUGCAUGCAACUCUUUAGACUGAAUAUCACGAAACAGAGAUAAGUACUUGUACUUGUAUGAGAAGACACACGGCAGAUGUGUCCUGCUUUUUUAGACAAUGAUUAAAACCUGACUUGAUCUCAAAGACACUGGAAUGAUCACUCGGCUGUAUGUUUGGUCAUCGAAAUUGUUUGACAUAAUUUGUGGGCCUGAGCUUACUUCCUACACCUUUUGAAAAUUCCAUGACGGCAGAGAAAAAUGUGGUCCCACUCAAAUCCUGAAUGUGAGUGAGUGUGUUUGUGUGCUCAUAUGUGUGUAAUAUUUAUUUGUGAAGAGACAAUUCCAAUUUCCAGUGACUAACAGGGACUGUUUUUACGACAGUCUUUGCUUUUAUUGUCUUCUGUGGUCAGUUACAUUCCAAAUUUUUUCCAGGCCUUUUAUUAGCAGUUUUCUAUUAAUGCAGGUCCUGUAUUUUGUAAAGUGUCAGGUGUUGUUUUUGUAACAUGUUUUACCUGAAGGAAUAUCAAAAGGGAGUUCCGUGUAUCAAUCGUUUAAAUUUAAUAAAAAAGUGGAACUAUAGCCAAACAUGCAACCCUUUUCGAAGCACACCUGCAGACCACACACAGAUUUCUACAUUGUGAACAUAUUUUAGAUUUAUCUUUGUAAUGCAAAUUCAAAAGAAAAAAAAAAUUCAUUUUGUAAUUCGUUUUAUUCUCCUUUGUGCAGUGUUUAUUUUCUACCUUUACCUAGAUACCCAGGGGUUUCAUCUGCGGUUCAGAGUUUGAUGUGCAAUGACCCGCCAUUGCUUACAGUACUGUUACAGUCACUAUCUAUUACUACUUUGAACGUCCUGUGAACCACAUGCAGCUCAUUAACUUUGUAAACAGAAAACUUUUCUUUCAAAGUUUUAAAAGUCGAGUAGGUUUUUCAUGAGUCUGGUUAUGAUUUGAUUAUUCUUACGUGUUCAUAUCUACAGAUUAAGCACCACUUGUUGUAUCUAAUGAAAGUCAAAACCACACAUUUAAAUCGGAUAAACAAAAAAAAUUGCCUGCAAAAAGAGCUGAGGUGUCCGUCCUCUGGACAAAACACUAAUGAUUGAAUUGUGGCAAAUAAAUAUUUAGUUUUCAACUGUUGUAGUUUUUGUACAAUAUGUUUGAUGCUGCUGCAAACGGCAAGCAUAAAUGUUACCGUACCAUUUCAUUAAAAUUGUUGUUUUGUUUUUUAUACUUCGGUCAAACUGCUCCAUUACUUUGAAUUCGUGACUGCUACCAAAACAUUUGCAUACUCAUUUUAUGUUUUUAAAAUGGGGACAAUAUUAUUCAGAAAUGUUGCUCCUUCUUUCCAAUUAAAUCUAUCAUCCUAAUCUCUGCCUCCUUCUUUUCUUUGUAUGUAACUCUCUUGUAACAACUCAAAUCUUUGGCACUUAUUUUAUAUGACCUGUGCUGUAAAAGUCAUACUAAAGCUAAAAACUCAGUGCAGUGUGACACGUCCAGUCCAGACCAUGGUACAAGGCGAAGGGUUCAAGUUCAAGAAGAAAAAUGCUCUUUUUUAUGUGUAGGCCUACAUUGUACAUGAGAUAUGUAGAAGGAGUUUGUCUAUGCUGUUGAUAUGUCUGUAAUAAUAUUGUAUAGAACAUAACGCCCUAAUUACUUUAUAAUGAGAUGAUUCUUGCAAAAUAAAUUUGUAUAUAUAUGGUA